This is a messenger RNA of Helianthus annuus (common sunflower), 942 nucleotides long. RefSeq lists its product as uncharacterized. The coding region runs from base 1 to 942 and encodes 313 amino acids. The transcript has 2 exons. Gene Ontology annotation, biological process: telomere maintenance; DNA repair. The record is from RefSeq and is a predicted model, not a curated record. Lineage: Eukaryota; Viridiplantae; Streptophyta; Magnoliopsida; Asterales; Asteraceae. Gene Ontology annotation, molecular function: DNA helicase activity.
AUGGACACUUCCAUAGGUUAUGAAAUAUCAUUUGGAGGUAAGGUUAUUGUUUUUGGUGGUGCUUUUAGACAAAUUCUUCCUGUUGUCCCCAAUGGUGGAAGACAAGAGAUAGUGAAUGCCUCGCUAUGUUCGUCAUAUUUGUGGAGUAAAUGCAAGUUGCUAAGGCUAAAAAAAAACAUGAGAUUAACCAUUGGACGCUCUACAUCUGAUAUUGAAGAUAUCAAUAAUUUUGCCAAGUGGCUUUUGGAUUUGGGUGAGGGAAAUAACUACAACAACCAUAACUACUUUAGCAAGAGGGCUAUACUUGCGCCUAAGAACGAGGUUGUGCAUGAGAUAAAUGACAGGUUGUUAGCGUUAUUCCCAGGCGAAGAAAGAGAGUAUUUAAGCUCUGAUAGUCUUUGUCAGACUGAGAAUCCUAAUUCAACACAGCUAAAACUAUACUCACCAGAUGUGUUGAAUGGUCUUAAAGUAUCAGGUUUGCCUAAUCACAGGUUAGUACUCAAAGUUGGUGUGCCAAUAAUGCUAUUACGUAACAUUGACCAACAAAAUGGUUUAUGCAACGAUACGAGGUUACAGAUAAAAAGAUUAUACAACCGUGUCAUAGAAGCAGAAAUCAUAUCUGGAGGAAAUAUCGGCACUCGCACCUACAUACCGAGACUUAAUUUGAUACCUUCAGACAAAAAGAUUCCUUUUGCGUUUCAAAGGAGGCAAUUUCCGAUAGCUGUGUGUUUUGCGAUGACAAUCAACAAAAGUCAAGGGCAGUUGCUAUCAAGGGUUGGUCUGUACUUGAGACAACCUGUUUUUACGCAUGGUCAGUUGUCUGUGGCUUUAUCAAGGGUAAAAUCCAGAGACGGAGUCAAAUUGCUUAUAUUAGACAAGGACGGCAAACCUACCGAUAAAACAUCAAAUGUCGUUUAUAAGGAAGUGUUUAACAAAUUGUGA